Diabrotica balteata is the source of this 6208-nucleotide messenger RNA. The record is from the annotation of a GenBank genome assembly. Lineage: Eukaryota; Metazoa; Arthropoda; Insecta; Coleoptera; Chrysomelidae.
AGUUCCGUAAAGAGUAUCGGAAACCGUGCAGUCUGUGUUUUUGCUCCUACAUAAUUUAAUAAUAAAUGUACUUAAAUUUUGUAUGAAUCUAGUUGAUAGGUUUGAACAUAUGUUGAGUUUUGACCAUAAUUAAAAGAAGGCUUACGUUUCGAACGAAAAAUGUCAGAGUCAAUAGAAAUACGGACAAUUAUUGGAAACAGGAACAUAAAUGCGGUAACUGACACUCCUGUAACAGACCCAGCAUCUUUGGCAAAGGGUUUAGAUGGGAGUAAUGCGUUCGUCUGCCAAAGAUCAAAAAUGGAUACAAAAACUAGUGCAUUGAAAAAAUCUAGUCGGUAUAGAAGUCGUUCACUUUCGGCAUCUUCAACAGAUUCGUAUAGUUCAGCGUCUUGUACAGGAAGUAGCUCAGACGACGAUGACGUUUCACCCAGGGAGAAGGUCCAGAAGAACUCUGGUGGUCUGUCUGACUUUUGUGUACGUAAUAUCAACCAACACGCUUUUGGAAGACGUGAAAUAGAAAUAGCUGAGCAAGAAAUGCCUGGUAUAAUGGCUUUGAGGAAGCGUGCCGCCGAGGACAAACCCCUGAAGAAUGCUAAAGUUGUAGGUUGUACUCAUAUAAAUGCCCAAACUGCUGUACUUAUUGAAACCUUAGCAGCCCUGGGUGCUAGUCUUAGGUGGGCAGCGUGCAACAUCUAUUCCACACAGAAUGAGGUUGCUGCUGCUUUAGCAGAAGCAGGUUACCCAAUUUUCGCUUGGCGUGGUGAGACUGAGGAAGAUUUUUGGUGGUGUAUAGAUAGGUGUGUUAAUUCGGAGAAUUGGCAGCCAAAUAUGAUUUUGGACGAUGGAGGGGAUGCUACACAUUUAAUGUUAAAAAAAUAUCCCGCUAUGUUUAAGCUAAUUAAAGGAAUAGUAGAAGAAAGUGUCACUGGUGUGCAUCGCCUCUACCAGCUGUCCAAAGGUGGUAAACUUACCGUCCCCGCUAUGAAUGUCAACGACUCCGUGACAAAAACCAAAUAUGAUAAUUUGUAUAGUUGCCGAGAAUCAAUUAUUGAUAGCUUAAAACGAUCAACUGAUGUUAUGUUCGGUGGAAAACAAGUGGUGGUGUGUGGAUAUGGUGAAGUAGGAAAAGGAUGUUGCCAGGCACUAAAAGGAUUUGGUUGUGUAGUUUAUGUUACCGAAAUAGACCCAAUUUGUGCAUUGCAAGCAAGUAUGGAUGGUUUUCGAGUAAUAAAAUUGUACGAAGUAAUUCGUAAUGUCGACAUAGUCAUAACAGCCACUGGGAAUAAAAAUGUAGUCACUAGGGAACAUAUGGAUAAGAUGAAGAAUGGUUGUAUUGUCUGUAAUAUGGGCCAUUCUAAUACAGAAAUUGAUAUUAAUAGCCUAAGAACACCGGACUUAACAUGGGAAAAAGUCAGAUCCCAGGUGGAUCAUGUAAUCUGGCCAGAUAGUAAACGGAUAAUACUUCUAGCCGAGGGUCGUCUAGUCAACUUGAGCUGUUCUAGUUUACCUUCUUUCGUUGUGUCUAUAACAUCAGCAACUCAAGCUUUGGCCCUCAUCGAACUUUUCAAUGCUCCCCAGGGACGAUAUAAAUCCGAUGUGUAUUUACUGCCAAAAAAGAUGGAUGAAUAUGUUGCCAGUCUGCAUCUGCCCACAUUUGAUGCUCAUUUGACGGAAUUAACUGAUGAACAAGCCAAGUAUAUGGGGUUGAACAAAGCAGGACCUUUCAAGCCUAACUACUAUCGGUAUUAACACGAUCUAUUACUUUACCACUCGUAAACUAGUAAGUCGAGUUAAUGUUGUUGCUGGUUUGUAUAGUAGAUCCGAUGAAACAUCACACCAGUUUUUUAGAAGCAGAAAGCUGUAGUAUAUUUGAAUCUUUCCACGUUUCCACGCUAAUAUUUCGGGAAUUGAACAGUUGAAAAUUUACAUUUUUGUAAUUAUUUUGUACUUUCGUUUGAAAUUGUCUCUAUUUGUCAAUAGCGGCUUGAUGGAUAUGUAGGGGAGAAUUAAAUACGUUAAAAAGAUUAUUUUACAAGGUGAAACGUAAAUUUAGCCUCAAAAUAUCUAGGCUUGUCUAGGCUUAGUUAUUUUGGGAUAUUAGAUGAUUAUAUACGGAUAUAUGUCACAAUAAUGUGAACAAUAACAAGAUAUACAGUAAAGAUUUUUUAAAUUGUGACCAGAUUAACCUUAAGGUCAACUUUUGCCUACAUAUUCAUGUUCGUUUUGCCUAAAUUAGAUCUUAUUGGUAAAAUUGAUAACUUUUCUAUGAUGCGCACAUUCUAUGUACUACUGUACCUGCUUAAUGAAUUCUUAACGAGAAACGUACCGUAGCAUAGAUGUGGGGAUUUAAAAAGACGUAUCUUUUUUACAGAGCUGGGAAUUUUUUUUGCAAGGCUUCACAUGGGCAUGCAAUGUACUUAAAUAUUCUUCUUUCUGCUUCUUUUGCCAUAGCCAAAUGUUCAAUGUGGUUGUGGCGAUGUGAUCUUCUUGUACCAAUCGAAUCCCAGGCGAUUUUUAUAAUUACGUUUUUUUUUACGUGAAAAUCUGCGUUUUAUUUAUUUAUUUAUAUUGUGUAUCUAUUAUGCAUAUUCAGCUUCAUCGAUUUUGCGUUAUCAGUCAGUCUGAGAUAACACUCGACCAAAACUAUCAGGUACUAAAAAGAUACGAAUAUUAGGGACAAAUGACAUAAACAACACAGGUUGAAAUAAAGAUAAAUCUAUUAAUUUAACGUAUAUACAAUAAAUAAAAAUAAGAUGUAUUCUAUGUCUCCGUCUGGAUCCCGCGAUGAGUGAACUCCCCGGCGAACGUCUGUAAAAGACAAAAAAUUAUUAUUACUAACAAAUAAAUGAAAUACGCGAAGUCGAUCGCACGCAGACUUAUACUCGCUUCCACCCCAAUUCAGCGGAAGCUCUGAACGCACUCGCAAACAAAACAUUCGAUUGUGCAGAUCCACGGUAAUGUUUAAUUCACAAUACCGAUGGGCUCUGCUUGGUUAACGACAGAGCACGAUCCUCAAUACGGAAAUCUCUCUGUCUGGGUUGGCUCGCAGAUUCACUACACCAGCGAGCCCGGGAGUCUAGAGCGCUAGCCACAAGACUAUUUAAUUCCGCCAGUCGCUCGCCUUAAAUAGCCGUUCCGAAUCCCACUUCGUCCUCUCGUCGUAGAAGUGGAUGCGCGAAUAUCGACACUCCCACGGUUCGAACUGUUGAACGAUCAGUACAUCAUUACAAUAUAACAAAAAAGGUGAUAUGGGAUGUGAUGAAUAUACAAAUCAACAAAAAAUGGAAACAUAUCACAGGUCUACAAACAAAAAACUAUUUGAAAGAUGUUUUAAAUUUGACAAGUGAUUUUAUAUAAUUUUGAUGCGCUGAUUCCAAAUCUGCAAACCAUUUUUUUCUAUCACGUAAGAUAUUUUAGCAAAUUAAAAAAUAAAAAAAAGCACUAAAUGUGCUUAUAAAUACAUUUAUUAAUAUAUUUUAAAAAUAAGAGUAAUGCUCAAAAUAAAGAAAACUACAUAUUUUGUAUGCACAACUUAAUGAAAUCUUUUCCUUUUUGUCAAAAAACUGCGUUUGGUAGAAAUGUUUCUAUAAAUUUUGUCAGGAUUAUCACGUUGUAGCAUCCAACAGUAGCCUGCCAUCAUGGAUACGGUCCAUUUACCCUGUUAACGGCUUUCCAUCUGUUAAAUGUCUUCGUGGAAACGUUCCCCUUGCUCUUCGCUAACAGCUCCAAGAUUUCCUGGAAAUUGGUCUAGAUGAGCGAAUAAAAAAUGUACUUUUAAACUCAUAUUGCAUCCUAGAAUACGAAAAUUUUGUAGCAUUUGUGUGACAAUGUUCUCAUAGUCUGGAACUUUCUUAUUUCCCAAGAACAUCAAACCAAAUUUUAUAUGCAGAGGGGGCAAUAAAAUUCUUUCACGAUCAACUAAAGCAUUGUCUUUUAUGUUUUUACUUUUUGGCGUAAGGUUUUCUCUUGUGGGCCAUUCUUUUGGUCCAAUGUUUAUCUCGUGCUCGGCUGUCUCAUUCACAAAUGAAGCAAAGAUAUUUAGUAUAACCUGACUGUUGCCCAAGUAGCAUACACAGAACUUUUAGAUCUCCACAAAGCAUCCAGUUAUGGUCUCGGUAUUUAAUUUUUUCUAAGACAAGUUCCAAGUUUUCGCAUGUAUCUUUAAGGUAAACAGAAUGAGCGACCGGAACAGAAGCCAGUGUAUUACCAUUAUGCAAUAAAACACCUUUUAGACUACUUUUGCCAGAGUGAAUAAAUAGUCACCAUUCUUCCUUUUCAUAAGAGGCAGCUCCUAGCUUAAUAACUAAGUCGAAGACAUUGUUGCAAUAUACUAAAGAAUCUUCUUAAGUAAAAUAUGGACUCAGGUCCUUUUCUCAAUUUCUGUAGAAACUGGUUGAUGUAACUGGAGCCAGCAAAUUUUUAUCACGAAGUCUAGAGGCUAGAAGUUCUAAGGCAUCUUUGGGAAGAUUUAAGUCUCUUAUUAAAUCGUUUAAUUCCAUUUGAUUAAAUAGUUGUGGUCCUUCGUCUGCUUCAAAAGUAACGUCGGGAUCUGUGGACUCAAAUGCAGACUGUUGUGAAUCACACGAUAACACAUUAUCUAACACCUUUGGUGGAAUAGGUAUGGGUACAUCAGGACCAUGAGAAAUAGGCCUAAUAGCAAAUGUUAGUUUCGGGUAUAAGAUACUUUUUUUAUUCUUACCAUUAAAUCCCUUUAAAUCGCAGGAACAAAAAUAGCAAUCAUCAGAAUGGUUUUGUCGCUCACACCAUGGGAACUCCAGAACUCAAUGACUCCACAAAAUAUGUGGUGCCCAAGAUUUGUCUUGUUCUCCUAUUUUCACUCCAAAAUAGGCAUAAUACGCAUUACGAACAAAUAAGUUUAUGUUAUAUCUUUGUUUUGCAACCAGAAAACUGCCACAAAUAUAACAAAAGCAGUCUGCAUUAUUAACAGAAUGUUUCCUUUCCCCAGCUCGAAAAAAGGAUAGAAUAACAAAUAAAUAGCACUAAUUCGAAACACAGCCAUAAACCUCCUCGAACUUUUAAAAACAAACAACUGAUUUUGAUGCGUUUAUUUACGACUGGGAGAGGUGCAGCCGCUUACAGUGUUGCCACAAUUCAGAAUUUUAUUAAAGUAUUUUUGGACUGAACUGUUUGUGCCAUAUAUUUACACUAAAAACCGUUUUAUCUAAUUUUAUAUGUAAACUUUUCGUAUAAUGAAGGAAUUUUUAUAAGAUCUCGAUUUGCAAAAAAUUGGAAGGUGAUAGAAAAAAAAUAAUGUCAGUUUCGGAUUCAAGAGGUCAAAAUUACCUAACAAAUUAUGUUUAUUUUAAAACAUCAAAUUCAUUGUUGACCUGUUAUUCACAAUAUUCCGCAUAUACGAAAAAAAAAAGCCAAGAAGUGAUGGAGGUAAACUACCAAAAUUGUGGUUUAUUCCCAUUAAAUAUAGUACAUAAAAUAGACAAGGCUUAAGAAAAUGGUUUCAAAACCUAAUUAAAAUGAAGAUUGUGAUGAAUAUGCAUAUGAUAGAUACUGUUCUACUUUUAAUACUUUUCUCAAUGAGUUUGCAUAAACCUACCCUUUAUCCACUAUCAAUAAACUCACUUGCCACAAUAUUAUAUGAUAGUGUCGGUUAUAUUAUCAGUAUUCUUAUAUGUUCAGAAGCAAUGGCAAAAAACACCAAGAAUCAAUGACGCUUAAUAUAAAGUUAAUCAAUUUUUACAAUUUAUAACACUGAAUCUGUUGUAGGUUUAGAUUAGUACUGACACUUCAAUUACCUAUAGAGUAAAGUUUACCUAGAUAUGAAACCAUAAGAUUAUACACUUAGGCGCCAAAAAACCUUCACCUGAACGUUUUAUGUGAGAUUUAUAAAGAAUAAGAUUAUGUAUAUUGCUCGCAAAUUUUGUUCUAAAACAAAAAGACCAGUUGUUAACAAACAAAAAGAUUCUGAUAGUAUAUAGAACACCAUAAACCAAAAUAGUUUUAAGUUUAAUCAAAAAUGUGAUAAUUAACCACGCUAACAUAAUUUUUAUAUAGAAAUCUUUUUAAUAAAAUCUGUUAGGUAUGUGUUAUUGUGGGGCUUAAGUGUAUAUAUAGAAAGAAGCAUGUCAGGGCAAUUAAGUUGUAAACAGUAAAAAGUUAGGUGAAUUGUUAACUAAUUGUAAAGGGAUAUGAGUUGUACCUAUAAGUAGUUGUGUAAUAAAAAUAUUUUUUG